GUUAAGAGGGAUGUGAUGGAGGAAAAAACAGCAAUUCAUACAGUAAUAAAUGCAGUAGAGGCACUUGGAAGGGGUUUUGAUGUAAAUUAUGAUACAAGGUUGUUGUAUUGUAAGGGAGUGGAUGGGUCUAGGGUUGUAGAGAUUAAUGAAGAACAUACAAGGGAUCUUUGGUUAUAUGACGAUGUUAUUUUGCAAAAUGUUUCAAAAGAUAUUAGCAACUUUCAAGAAUCUGUUGGUCGCGAUGGAACUAGUGUUUGCUCCUAUAAUGAGAUGGUGGAAUAUUUUAAUAAAAAGGCUAAUCUACCAGGCCAUGCUCCUCUUGGUAGCUUCAAUGUUGCAUUCAGUUAUACUGGUUCAAAGAAUAUAGAUACCGCUAGUACAAAGACGCUUUGUAUGGAUGGAUUUUUCAUACCGCUUUCUAAUCUUCAACUCAUGACUUCCCCUCUUGUUUUACGGGAAGACGUUAAAAGAGCUGUGCCAACAUCGUGGGAUCCGCCAGCACUGGCAAGCUUCAUUGAGAAUUUCGGAACGCAUGUAAUUACAUCUGUAACUAUCGGUGGAAAAGAUGUAAUUUACGUUAAACAGCACAUAUCAUCACCUCUAUCCACAGUAGAAAUAAAAAAUUACGUUCAAGACAUCGGAAAUCAGAGGUUCUCCAGCACAGGAAGCCUUACAAGUUCAGGUUUAUUGAAAUACAAGCAGGCUGCUGAUCCAUCAAUUUUCAAUAAUCAGGGGAUAUAUCCCCAACCCACUAGUGCGCCAUACAUUUCUGGAAAUGGAAAAGAGGAUGUUACAGUCAUUUUCAGAAGAAGGGGAGGGGAUGAUCUGGAACAAAGCCAUACUCAAUGGGCGAAGACUAUUAGAUCUUCUCCAGACGUUAUUGAGAUGUCGUUCGUUCCUAUCAUUCUCCUCCUUGAAGGGGUUAAAGGGAGGGAUCAUUUGGCACGGGCUAUAAGUCUUUAUCUUGAAUACAAACCUCAAAUUGAGGAGCUUAGAUAUUUCCUGGAGUUUCAGGUCCCAAGAGUAUGGGCUCCUGUACAUGACAGACUUCCUAAUCAACAUAGAAAGGAGCCUGUUUGCCCAUCUCUUCAGUUUAGCAUGAUGGGGCAAAAGCUUUAUGUUAGCCAUGAACAAGUGUCAGUGGGACGUAAGCCCGUGACCGGAAUGCGGCUAUAUCUUGAAGGGACGAAGGUGAAUCGACUAUGCAUCUAUCUUCAGCAUCUUGUUUCUCUUCCUAGGAUCCUCCAACCAUACUGGGAAAGUCAUAUAGCAAUUGGGGCUCCAAAGUGGCAGGGUCCGGAAGAACAAGACAGUAGAUGGUUCGAAGCAGUGAAAUGGAAGAACUUCUCACAUGUGAGUAGUGCACCAAUUGAGAGCCCGGAAAUUUUCAUAGGAGAUCUUUCAGGUGUAUACAUAGUCACAGGAGCUCAGCUUGGGGUCUGGAAUUUUGGUUCGAGAAACGUCUUGUAUAUGAGGCUCUUGUAUUCAAGGUUACCGGGCUGCACUAUUAGAAGAUCGUUGUGGGAUCACACCCCGAAUGACAAGUUAAGGAAACAGGCUGAUAGCAAUGGCGAUGAAAGUUCAAUUCCAGGACAGAAUUUUAUAGGCAAUAAGUUGGCAAAAUUUGUUGACAUGACGGAGAUGAGCAAGGGACCUCGAGAUCCUCCGGGUCAUUGGGUUGUCACAGGUGGAAAACUUGGUGUUGAUAAAGGGAAAAUUGUUUUGAGAUUGAAGUAUUCUUUGUUAAAUUAUUAG
Messenger RNA from Solanum verrucosum, 1755 nucleotides. RefSeq names its product MACPF domain-containing protein CAD1-like. Gene Ontology annotation, cellular component: plasma membrane. The record is from RefSeq and is a predicted model, not a curated record. NCBI's taxonomy places the organism in Eukaryota, Viridiplantae, Streptophyta, Magnoliopsida, Solanales, Solanaceae. The transcript has 7 exons. Bases 16 to 1755 code for a protein of 579 amino acids. Gene Ontology annotation, biological process: regulation of salicylic acid mediated signaling pathway; plant-type hypersensitive response.